AGCAUGCAACUUGGUGAGGUGAAAAUCUGCGCUAGGACCCUGCGGGUUAGUGCGUAGUCGGGGAGGGAAUGCGCGCACUUAAGGCAGUAACCGAAUUUGAGUGUGACAGGGUGGCAGGCAAAAACCGCUAGAUUUGGGAAAUUAAGGUCGAGUCAAAGCCCGCGGUACCGUUAUUUCGCCUCACCGCCUGGAUUUAAUUUGGUCGGACCUCCGGCGAGCUCAGUCGGACUAUCUACUCUGAAACGCCGGACUUGUUGAACGUUGUGAGUUUCAGCGCGACAUAUCAUUUGCCCGUUCUGCGAAUUACAUCAAAAGCCGUGGAGAAGUACGGCCAAGUUGUGAGUGGCGCACGGGGCUCUUAUCAAAGCCACGGAGAGUAGCAGCAUUCAUGAGCUGUUCGGACUUCUUGUUGGGACAGUUAUUCGCUACGAUUUCAGAUGACAGAACGUCUUACUUUUGCGACAAUGUUCAUCUGUCAGCGGAGCACAGUUCAGUAGACGCGUUUUCUUUGGUGCAAGGGUAAGGACUCAAAGGCGAUGCGUAAAGUAUCCAGUAACUAACUGUUGACGGUGGGGGGAAUAUGCCAUGAAUAACGACAUGUGAGUCUCGACGUGGAUUAUAACUUUACAGUAACAAACUUUGUUUAAUUGACACUUCAUAUCCUGCAGCCACUCAGAGGAUCACGGAUUGCCAUUGUCAACUAGGCUUCAUCUUUCUUUUUUUUGCCCAUUUCGGUAACGUGGAGAUAAUCAAGUUUACCAAACUUUGAUAACGGCAUUUACAUUGUCUUUUCUUUGACAAUACCGCAGUUUUCCGCCCGUCUUUCUUGUCAACCUCCAAGGAGCUUCGUUAAGGAAUAAUGGGCUGAUUGGGGAAGACUCCGAGGCGAGAAUGAUGGGGACAAUGUCGGCGACCAGCUGCUUCUUUAGCAUCCCGUUAUGUGGGCGUUUGCUGGUACUAAUAUUGCUGCUUGUCUGCGUGACAGCCGCGGAGGGAAGACUCUCAGACGCCUGUCCCGGACUCCUAACCAGCGGCUGUAGCUGCACGGACGAGCGCGCAAAGGCUCAUACCACGCCGGGUGUCCGGAAAAGAGUGAGCUGUAGCAGCGACGAACUCACGGAAACUCCUGAAGCCAGUCUCCUCCCCAACCGAACCGUUACUUUGAUUUUGAGCAACAACCGCAUAAGAGUGCUGAGAAAUGGAUCUUUUGCUGGCCUCUUCGCCCUGGAGAAGCUGGACCUCAGGAACAACCUCAUCAGCACUAUCAUGCCAGGAGCCUUCCAGAGCCUCACAGCACUCAAGAAACUGGAUCUGUCCAACAACCGCAUCGGCUGCUUGACAUCAGACAUGUUCCAGGGCCUAUCCAACCUCACCAAACUGAACCUCUCAGGAAACAUCUUUUCGUCUCUGGACCCCAACGUCUUCCAGGAGCUGCCGUCUCUAAAGCUGGUCAACUUCAACUCUGAGUUCCUGACGUGUGACUGCGGCCUGCGCUGGGUGCCCUCCUUCCUACACAGCAGCAGCGUGCGGCUGGGCGAGGACACCCUGUGCGCCUAUCCCAAGAGCCUCCAGGGAAAACCACUGCGGGACAUCAAGGACAUGAGACAUCUCAGCUGUGACGGUACUCUGGAGCUCCACACGCUGUCCCUGCUGCCGUCCCUCAGGCAGGUGGUGUUCAAGGGGGACCGGCUGCCCUUCCACUGCACCGCCGCCCUGGUGGACAAGCUGACCGCCCUGCACUGGAGGCACAACGGCCAGCCCGUCAGCCACCAGCCCGAGCAAGGGGUGCACCUGGAGGCCAGCGAGACGCACGACUGCACCUUCAUCACCAGCGAACUCAUCCUGUCCAACAUGGACGUGGAUGCCAGCGGGGAGUGGGAGUGCGUGGUGUCGACGGGCCGCGGCAAUGCCUCUCAGACCGUGGAGAUCCUGGUGCUGGAGAACAGCGCUUCCUUCUGUCUGGAGAACGCCGUCAACACCAACCGAGGGGACUUCAGAUGGCCCAGAACUCUGGCUGGCAUCACCUCCUACCUGCCGUGCCACCCGCCCCGCUUCCCUUCUCUCUCGGCGGGCGAGGAGAAGAGGGCAUCGCGCCACUGUGACCGCCUGGGCCGCUGGGAGGAGGGCGACUACAGCCAGUGUCACUACACCAACGACAUCACCAGGCUGCUCUACGACGUCCUGCUGAAGCCCAUCAGUCCCUCCAACCUGUCAGAGGAGCUGGUGCGGAUGGGCAGUAACCUGAUGGAGGUGGAGGGCCAGCUGCUGUGGCGAGCCCAGAGGGAGGAGAGGGCCUGCAGCUCCAUCGUACACGCCCUGGAGACGCUGGCCUGGCCACAGCUCCACGCCGGCAACCAGGACCUCACGCUGGCCUCGUCCAACAUCGUGAUGCUGGCGCACCUCAUUCGCCCCGCCCACUUCACGGGCAUGAGCUGCACGGCCUAUCAGAAGCGAGAACCGUUAGGGCUCAACAGCAACAACCAGGAGGUUCCAGAAAUGCCCCACGAGCAACAGCUUCGCUUCCGAUGCACAACAGGCGCCCACAACACUUCUCUGGACAAUUUUCCCCUGAAGAACUCCCUGGCCUUGGCCUCCGUCUCCCUGCCCGCCUCCCUCUUUCCUCCGGACGCCCCUGCCGACUGUAAACUGCAGUUUGUGGCGUUCCGAAACGGAAGCCUCUUCCCCUUUUUGGGAAACGCCAGCGGCAGCUCGGUGGACGUUUCCCGUCGUCGCAGUGUCAACACGCCAGUCAUCUUUGUCGGCCUGGACGCCUGCAACAUGUGGAACCAUUCGGACCCCAUCACCGUGUCCCUGCGCCACUUGUCCGCGGGCAACAACCCCAUCGCGGCCCACUGGAGCCUGGACAAGCCAUCCGCAGCAGGAGGCUGGAGCCAAGAUGGAUGCCGCCUGGUGCACUCCGACGCCAGCACCUCCACCCUUCACUGCUCACGCCUCAGCAACUACGCUGUGCUGCAGGAUGUUCCUGACUUCCCGGGCGUGUCUCUUCUCCCGGUGGACGUGCUUCAUCCUGUGGUGUACGCCUGCACCGCCCUCCUACUCCUCUGCCUCUUCACCAUCGUCAUCACAUACAUACUCCACCACAGCUCUGUGCGCGUCUCCAGGAAGAGCUGGCACACCAUCCUCAAUACCUGUUUCCACAUCGCUAUGACGACGGCGGUGUUUGCAGGAGGCAUCACCCUGACCAGCUACCCCGCCGUUUGCCAAGCGGUGGGCAUUGCUCUGCACUACGCCUCCUUGUCCACGCUGCUGUGGAUGGGGGUGAGCGCGCGGGUCAUCUACAAAGAGGCUGUGCUGCGAUUGCCACGGCAACCGGAGGGAGAGGUGCCGGCCGUGCCCACACAGAGGCCCAUGCUCAGGUUUUAUUUAAUAGCUGACGGCGUCCCCGGCAUCAUCUGUGGCAUAACAGCAGCAGUCAACAUGAACAACUACGGAGAAAACAUCCCUUACUGCUGGCUGGUGUGGCGUCCCAGCCUGGGCGCCUUCUUCGUCCCCGCCGGCCUGGUCGUGGUGGUGACCUGGAUCUACUUCCUAUGCGCCAUCUUCCGUCUCCGACGCCGCAACACCGAGAGCACCAAGGAGCUGCUGAGCGGCAGUGGCGGCGGCGGUACCGGUUGCGGCACCAACACCAUCACCACCUCCUCCGUCUCCUCCCCGCUCCCCGAGACCCAGCCGGCACUCAGCGGCAGCAUGAGCCUGCUGUCCACAGACUCGGCCCAGGGCAGCGGAACCGGAGCCAUGCACGGCGGCCUCCCUCCGGUGGUGGAGGACCAGUACUCCCUGAAGGUCCAGUUCCUGGCGCUGGUGACGGCGCACUUCCUGUUCCUGGCGCUGUGGUGCUGCGGGGCCAUGGCGGUGUGGCAGCCGGUGGCGGGCGGCGGCGGCGGCCGGCACGAGAGCCUGCUGUUCAGCUGCCUGUACGGGGUGGCGGCGGCCGCGCUGGGGCUGUUCCUGGCCGCGCACCACUGCCUGCGGAGGCUGGACGUGCAGGCGGCGUGGCUGCGCUGCUGCUGCCCGCGCUACCGCAGCUCCCGGCCCAUGCAGGCCGCCUACUCCUGCUCCUCCUCCGCUAAUGCGGUCGCCGCCGGCGUGGGCAACGCCUCCUCGGAGCGCGGCUCGCAGCUGUACGUGGGGUGCGCGCCGCCCAGCGAGGCCAACAACUGCUCCUCGGCCAGGUCUUCGUCGACGCCGAGCGGCACCAGCAGCAGCGCCGGGCACGCGCCCGUUCCCGUUCCCGUCGGAGCCGGUGGUCCGUGCAAGCUCACCAACCUGCUGCAGGUGGCGCAGGAGAACGCCAACAACGCGGCGGCACGGGCGUCGUCCACCACCGCGAUGGUGACCAACAACAACACACACACCAACACCAACACCAACACCAGCACGAGCACGGAGAACAACGGCAAGCCCAAGAACAAUGUGCUGCCCCUCAUCGGCUCCGUAGCGCCCGUACAGCAGCAGCAGCCUCAGAGGAGGAAGGCCAGCAGCAGGACUAAGACAAGUGGGGGGGGGCAGUACCACCACCGCGGGGAGGGCCGGGGCCACUACCGCCUCAAGGCCCUGAGAGGGGCCGGCGGAGGGGGCAGCGUUGGCGCCCUGGGCCCCCCGGGUGUUGUAGGUGGGGGUGGGGGUGGUGGGGUGGAGCAUCUCGGCUUGUCCCAGAUGGGGGGCGGCCACCACCACCAACACCACCACCACCACCACCACCACAAGCACGCGUCCAGCGAGAACGGCAGCCUGCGCAACCACAACAGUCACUCUGAGAGCCAGACGGGCGGCCCGCUGACCAACGGGCGAGGUGGGCACGGGGGCGGGGGCACGGGGGGGUGUGACGCGCUGGCUACCAGCCCCUCGGAGGGCAGCGACGGGGGCAGCAGCGGCUGCCGGAAGCCCUUCCCCCUCCUGCCCUCCAUGGCCAGCCGUGUGGCCAUGCAGCACGGUAAUGGCGGAGGUGGCGCUGCCCAGAGGCGCUGUGCCAGCCGGGACAACCUCAAACUGGCUGCGGCCGCCGAGCGUGAAGCCAAGCGCAGCUCCUUCCCGCUCAACAACAACAACACUGCCGCUACCGCCGGUGGUGGGGUUCCCAUGGGAACGGUUGCCGGGACAGCUACUGCCACGGCUACGGCUAAUGCGGCGGCGGCUAGUGCCACGUCGUCGUCGAUGGUGAACAGUAACGCCAACGUGAACGCUGCUCCCAACGGGACGCUGAAGCGCUCCACGCUACGGCUGGAGCCGGACACCAGUGGCACGGACCACUCCCAGAGCUCCGUGGGCAUGCGCAGCGGCGUCUGGAAGAGCGAGACCACCGUUUGAUUUGAACGAUUGGCUAAGACUUGAACUCCUAGGGCCUAUACUAAGAAGCAGGUUCAGGAGUACACCAGGUUAAGUUAAGAGGUAAAUCUUAAGAAAAUGAGGACUCCAGGCUCUUCUAUUAGAUGAUUUAACCUCUUAACUUAACCUGGUUUACUCCUGGAGUCAACAUGGUCAAAACAACAGCAGCCACAAAAAGCAAGAAAUUCAGUGUGAACUGAAUUUAGCCAGCACUUGGUAUACAUCUGUACUUACAUAACAAACUUGAGAAUUGAGGCAAAGGUUAAAGAACUGUAGAAAGUAUGUGGUUGAAGAAUAUUUUGUUUCAGUCAACACAGUCUCUGCAUCCCGCCCUGCCAAUUAGUUUUAUUGCAGCUGGAGAUCACACAACGCCACAUGUCAGUGUUAUGUUUGAUGUUUUGCUUGGAAAAUGUGCAAAAGUAUACAUUUGUUUGUUUAUAUCAAGGUAUUCCACCAUAGGUAUACAGUGUUAAGAAGUAAAAGAAAGCUAAAUAAUUUGUUGAAAAGAAGCAAUUGUACCCUUGACUGUAUAUCUGUAAGCUUAGAAGCUUAGAUGUUUUUAUUUUUUGCUUGAGUCUAUGCAUAAGAAACCUGCCAGCAUGGAAAUGGAAUUCAUGAAAGCCCAUUUUGCUAUAAGCAUCUCCUCUGUGAAGGACAUUUUGUUGUGUGUGUGUGUGUGUGUGUGUGUGUGUGUGUGUGUGUGUGUGUGUGUGUGUGUGUGUGUGUGUGUGUGUGUGUGUGUGUGUGUGUGUGUGUGUGUGUGAGUGUUUGUAUGUGAGCAUGUGUGUGUGCUCGUAUAUACAGUAUGUGUGUGUGUGUGUGUGUGUGUGUGUGUGUGUGUGUGUGUGUGUGUGUGUGUGUGUGUGUGUGCGCGUGCGUGCGUGCAUGCGUGUGUGUGUGUGUGCGUGCGUGCGUGCGCAUGUGAGAGUUAGAGAAAACACCCAGUGUACAUAUUCUUCUUAACCAUUUUAAGUAUUAAGAUGAAGUCCGUCCUUUACCCAGCACUGAAAAUAGCUUUUUUUGCCUAUUUGCAAACAACCCCAAGCUAUAAGCAAAUGGAUCCCUUCGUAUUUAGUGCAGUGUGAAUGGGCCUCCACCCACCCUGCAAUACAGUACUCUGGUGAACGAAUUUGUGGCAUUGUGAACUUUGUAAAGCAGGAAGGGGCUGUCUGUGCUCCUCGAUGGUUCCAUUUUGCCGGGAAUGUCCGGUUAACUUCUCACCCGCAUUCAUAGGUCGCUACUGCCACCCACUGGACACAACCCGUCACUGACCCUGCACUGAUGCACCACCAGUAGAGAAGUCUUCACAUUUUUGUUGUUGUUGUGGCUUUGUGACUUCUUUUCACAGACAAGGGACCUAUACUAGAAAGCUGGUUUAGGAGUAAACCAGGUUAAGUUAAGAGGUAAAUCAUCUUUAGAAGAGUCUGGAGUCAUGAGGACUUCAGGGUCUUCUAUUAGAUGAUUUACCUCUUAACUUAACCUGGGUUAGUCCUGAAACUGCUUUGUAGUAUGGGGCCAAGGUGUCUUGGUAUGUUUGAAGCACCAGUCAGUCAUAUCCACAAACCCAUUUACUGUAAUGAAGACAUAAUAAUGUCAUUUCAUAAGAGUAAUACUGUUACUAUCAACACAUUUUUUCUGAGAUAACAUACAACACUGGUCUCUCUGUGGUUGAGGCAUUAUCUAACCAGUGUUGUUUCGAUCCGUUAUUCAAUGUGGCGAUUGUGUGCUCUCAAUGAAUCUUUACACUGCAGUCAGUGCUGAGGACAGCUUUGGCCGGGCCCCGGACGAAGUGAUCGGAAAGGGCCCCCUUCAAUUCAAGGACACAGUUCUGGGGCCCCCUCGCUCCCUUGGCCCGGGACAACUUACCUCUUUGUCACCCCGUGUCUUCUUCCUUGACUUUCGUUAUGAUUCUAUCACAGAACUGCCACUCAUUGUCUAACUGUUGUUGGUUUUUCCCACAUUGUUUACGUGCCGUAACAUCCAUGUUGUUUUCCCCAAUCAUGACCAGCAGGCCCUUGUAGAUAUGAACCGGAGAGGACGUGCUGAACAGUUUGCAACAGGAACCCCAUGCUACAGUGUUACCAGAACAGUGUUUUCCAGUAGUAAAUUCUGCAGUGUUCAUUUGGACUUAAAUGAACUCUUUAAGUGUUGAAUUAACACCACAACAUUUACUGUGUACGUUCAGGGACAUUCUCGUGCCAAAGAAUGGUUUCAGUCGCAAAAAGACAACCUCAAAGCCACAGGAUUUUGAUGGUUUCUGUGCCAUAUUGUGUGUGUCAGUCCUGUAAAAGUAUUAGUUUCUGCUACUAUUACAUUUUCCUGGAUAUUUUUCCACAAUGUGAUGUAGUAGUACAUGUAUGUGCCAUAGACUUUUUGAGUGUGCGGUGUCAGUCGGCUUUCCAAUGUCAGAGAUCUUAGAACUAUAAGCUUUGAUAAACAUGCAUACAUCACCCACCAGGCAGUUUUUUUCCCCUCUGUGUAUUUCAUGGAUUGCAAUGUGUUUGUGGUUUUGGGACUUGUAAAUGUUAUCAGAUCAGUGACAUACCAGCCAGUGUUUGUGAACUGAAACCUGAAUUUCAUUGUCGGUUGUCAUGUUAAGGUUUUUGUAAGAUUUUCACACACAAAAAAAAACCCAAAUGUCCAAAUUCAUCUCAGAGUGAAAAGGGAGAAAUCAAAUUUUUACCAGUAUUUAUAUUUGUUGUAUCUGUCAUGGCAUCAGUUUUAAAUAAUAGGAAAUUAAUUAUUGUUUAUUAUUCAAUAAUAUAUUUGUUCUAGACCCACAAACAGUGCCUUAUCAAAUCUGAUGCAAAAUAAAGACUUACAAAAAUGUU
Molecule: messenger RNA, 8177 nt
Organism: Engraulis encrasicolus (European anchovy)
Lineage: Eukaryota; Metazoa; Chordata; Actinopteri; Clupeiformes; Engraulidae
Gene: adgra2
Product: adhesion G protein-coupled receptor A2
Exons: 19
Coding region: 892-5328 (1478 amino acids)
Biological process (GO): cell surface receptor signaling pathway; sprouting angiogenesis; central nervous system development
Cellular component (GO): Wnt signalosome; plasma membrane
Molecular function (GO): G protein-coupled receptor activity; protein binding
Source: RefSeq, a predicted model, not a curated record